Ahaetulla prasina is the source of this 2042-nucleotide messenger RNA. It is a transcript of the gene MRPL47, whose product is annotated as mitochondrial ribosomal protein L47. The transcript has 7 exons. The record is from RefSeq and is a predicted model, not a curated record. Gene Ontology annotation, biological process: mitochondrial translation. The coding region runs from base 43 to 765 and encodes 240 amino acids. Gene Ontology annotation, cellular component: mitochondrial large ribosomal subunit; mitochondrial ribosome. NCBI's taxonomy places the organism in Eukaryota, Metazoa, Chordata, Lepidosauria, Squamata, Colubridae. Gene Ontology annotation, molecular function: structural constituent of ribosome.
GUUGCCCAGAGAAAGGAAUUGUGGGAAGGCGGCGGAGGCGACAUGGCGCUGACGGCGAUUUGCCGACGGUUAUCGACGGUGCUUCGGGUGACCGGGGCGAGUCGAGGAGGUCCGGCGGCUUCGGCUUCCAGAGGAAUCAUUGGUGAUUGGCCAAAAAAAUCUACAGAAGUGAAGAUUUGUCCCUGUUCUGUAUUGCUACAUACGUCAGUAUCUCGAAAUGGAUUGGAGGAAUUUUUUGAUGACCCCAAAAACUGGGGAAAGGCGGUUAAAUCAGGAGAUUCCUGGACUGUCGAACAACUUCGAGGCAAAAGCAGCGACGACUUGCAUAAGCUUUGGUAUGUCCUGCUAAAAGAGCGAAAUAUGCUUUUAACAUUAGAGCAAGAAGCAAAACGGCAGCUCCAGACAAUGCCAAGUCCAGAAAGAUUGGAAAAGGUUAUUAAAUCCAUGGAAAGAAUGGACCAGGUCAUUCAGGAACGGGAAAAUGCUUUGCGACUUCUGCAGACUGGUCAAGAGAAUGAGUGGCCGGGCGAAUGGAGAUACGAUUUCCUUGGGCGUAUUAUUUGGUAUACUUUCAGAGAAUGGCCAAUUCCCUGGUACUUGAAUGCAAGGCACAAGAAGAAACGGUUCUAUUACCUGUCAAAUGUCAAGCCUUUUAUAAGACUUAGAUAUGAGAAACUCCUGCGCAAGGAAUACAUGAAGGAGGAAAGCCAAAGGAGAAAGAAACGUUUACAGGAAGAAGCUCUAGCUGCAGAGUCUCAGAGUUAACAUGGAACUGAAAGUGUUUGACGUUUGAGAAGACUAGAGGAAUAACAAGAGGGCUGCUGGAAGUGAAAAGAUGAUACAAAUGCUUUGACUUUGGUCAUUACUUAUGAAUGGACACUAAGGUGGGAAAUACUGUGUAAGUUCAGAAAGCAGCUCAUUUUUUUAUUACCAAAAUAAAACUACUCCAUAUCUGCUGUGAUUUUUUUUCCCAUUUAUAUCUGGAAUAUUUCCAUUUAUAUUUAUAAAUGCCGACUGCAACAGAAAGGACUAGGUAUUGUCUGCAGUUCUCUGACUAGAGUAGGAGUGCCCAACUAUGGCAACUUAAAGAUUUGUGGCCUUCAAUUCACAGAAUUCUGGGAGUUGAAGUCCACAGGUCUUAAAGUUGCCAAGAUGGGAUACCUUUGUCCUUCCCAUUCCUGUUUUCCACACAACCACCUACCCUGUGAGGUAACUUUGAACAAGCAGGGCUGGCGGUAAAUAUGUACAUAAGGUCAAACUUUUGCCAAGUGAAGAUGCUUGUGGCCAAGGUCAUACCAUUAAUAACUGCAUUUGUAGUACCAUAUUAUGCUAAGUCAGAACCAAUUAAGCUAUAUAUUUUUUAUAUUCACAUGACCCAGCUUGCUGUCUGAAAGCCCCAAUGCUUUGCAGUGAACGUUGUAACAACCAAUAUAGACCUGAAACUAACUUUCCAAAUAUUAGGAUGUUUCGUGUUUGACCACGAAAAUGGUGUGAAUGAUUUAAAGUUAUAAAUAAAUGACACACACCCCAAAUGAGCAAAUGGAUGAAUUGCUGUACCUUGGUAAAAAGUUAACUAAAGAAGGGGAAAUGGAUGAUGCCAUUUUAGAGAAAGCUGACACAAAGCAUGUGGCUUUGUUCAAGAAAUGAAUGUUCGUUGAAAGCAUACUAGAAGUGUGAGUUCAGUAUAUCAUAGGUAAGCUCAGUACAGUGGUAUUGGAUAGUUAAAUAUGUCUGAUAAGAGAUGCAUAGAGUUUAUAGUGCUAAAUGAAUAUAGACUAAACAAGAAAGUAACCAAUAGGAAAGAAGUACAGAGGCACAUGCUAAAAAAAGAAAGGAAGAUGAUAAAUCACGAAACAAAAACAUCAGGUGUGAGAAAGUGCAAGGCUAAAAAGGCCUUGGAUGGAGAACACCUAAGAGACCUUUAAAGAAGACUGCAUACAAAAUGAUGUAAGGGUAUAUUACAAAGCUUGAUGAAAAAUUGAGGCAUUUUGUGAAUGGUGUUGAUGUAAACAAGUAUAUUAAUUAAAUCUCUUACCUCAAGA